Messenger RNA from Lottia gigantea (owl limpet), 1777 nucleotides. RefSeq lists its product as hypothetical. Gene Ontology annotation, cellular component: cytosol. The transcript has 6 exons. The coding region runs from base 318 to 914 and encodes 198 amino acids. The record is from RefSeq and is a predicted model, not a curated record. Gene Ontology annotation, biological process: cellular response to stress; hydrogen peroxide catabolic process; cell redox homeostasis. NCBI's taxonomy places the organism in Eukaryota, Metazoa, Mollusca, Gastropoda, Lottiidae. Gene Ontology annotation, molecular function: thioredoxin peroxidase activity.
UCAAGGAAGUGAUCAUGCACAUGCUUUACUAUUGAUUUACAAUUUAACUAAAUGUUUUAAGUUUUUCCGGGGCUAAAUAACCAAAAUUUGAUUCGGACACUAUUGAUUAUAUCUUAAAUGCAGUGUAUCCACUGAUAGGUAAUUAAUUCAGUCCGGGUUCUAAGAACGAAACGAACUCGCCUCGUCUUAUCUUCUAAAGCAGUCACGUGUGUUCCUGUCGGCUUUUGUUGCUAAAAAAAAGUGCACGAAUUUGGUGUUUUUAAACAAUAUCGGAUAAUAUUCAUUUGCCUGUAAAUUAUAAUUAACUUUUGUUUAAUAUGUCUGUGGGAAAUUUAAAAUUAACAAAACCAGCACCAGAAUUCACUGCCCAGGCUGUUGUUGAUGGAGACUUUAAAGAAAUCAAGUUAACAGAUUAUAAAGGGAAAUAUGUGGUCUUCUUUUUCUAUCCCUUAGAUUUUACAUUUGUAUGCCCAACUGAAAUUAUCGCAUUUAGUGACAGAGUAGAAGAGUUUAGAAAUAUUAAUUGUGAAGUAUUGGCAUGUUCAACUGAUAGUGUUUAUUCACAUUUAGCUUGGGUGAAUACACCAAGAAAACAGGGUGGUCUAGGGCAGAUGAAAAUACCACUUUUAGCCGAUAAAACAUUUGAUAUAUCUAGAAAUUAUGGUUGUUUGAAAGAAGAUGAUGGUGUAGCAUUUAGAGCACUAUAUAUUAUUGAUGAUAAAGGCAAUCUAAGACAAGUAACAAUUAAUGAUUUGCCCGUCGGAAGAUCUGUAGAUGAAACUUUAAGAUUAGUACAAGCUUUCCAAUUCACAGACAAACAUGGUGAAGUCUGUCCUGCUGGUUGGAAGCCUGGAAGUGACACCAUGAAACCUGAUCCAAAGGGAAGCCAAUCUUACUUCUCCAAAAACAAAUAGAUUACUUGUAUCUCAGACAAUCUUGUCAACCAUCCAAACUAUUUAAUUAUCCACAUUUUUAUUAGCUUCAGGUCCCUAUCCAAUUGGUAACUGUUUAUUUUUGGUUAACCUUCAGGAUUUUGUUGAGAAAUACAACGAAGGAAAUACUUUUUUUAUUUGAAUGAAAAUAUGUUCUGAGAAAGAUUUGUCCUUGUAGCUUGAAUUGAUGUCAUUUUAUUGUUGCAAGAUUUGUUAUGUUAAAGAUACAGUUGAAGGUAGUUUUAAGUUUUAGUAGAUUAUUCCAAACCAUUCCAGAUUGAAACUUAUAGAAUUUAGGGAGAAUCAGCAAAAUAUUACAAGCAAUAGUAAGAUUUGUGGAAAGUUUUACGAAAAAGAUGUAAAUUAGUUAUCUUUUGAAAUCUUGUGUUUAUAGUGUUUCAAAUGUUUUACACUUGGUUAUUGGAAAAGUAUUUGUGCACACGUGGUCAAAAUCAAAAUAUGUUUUUUCUCUUAGUGAAUAAUACUACACAGAACUUCAAAAUUAUUUAUGAAAAAUAAAGAUGUUAUCACUUUUGACUGAAAGUUUUUGAAAUGCGGCAUAUCAACCCCAUAUAUUCUUUUUGUCCAGAAAUAUUGUUGGAACUCAUGAUUGCCUUUUGUAUUGAAAAUGCUAUAGAAUGUUGAAAAAUUGAUUUGUGAAUCUAACAUGAAGAUCAGGUUUAAAUUUUGGUGCUUUUCAAAUAUUAAUCCCCAUGAGUUUAACCCUAUUAUAUUGCAUUUUUAAAAUGCUAAAUGAAAACCAAGUUAAGGGCAAUAAGUAAAAAAAUAGUUCAAUAUAUUUUCAUUUUAAAUGUGCAUUUUAUGUUUCAUAAAAAUCUGAUGAC